UUUGUCUUUUUUCCCACCCAAGUACACAUCAGAUAUAAAAGAACAUGCCAGACAACAUUCUGGAGGAGAUUUUUAUAAAACGGUCCCAGCAGAAAAAGAAGACCUCACCUUUAAACUUCAAAGAAAGGCUGUUUGUACUCACUCAGGAUAAGAUAUCCUACUACGACUAUGAUGCCGAAAAAGGGAAGAGGAAAGGCCUGAAAGGUUAUGUGGACACUGAAAAGAUCAAAUGUGUGGAGAUUGUUUUACCAGAAGACAGCGCACCUCCAGACCGACUCUAUCCAUUUCAGAUAAUCUAUGAUGAAGGUCCUCUUUAUGUAUUUGCUAAGUCAGAUCAAAUUCGAAAGCAUUGGAUAAAUGAGUUAAAAAAGGUGGUGCGAUUCAACAAGGACCUCGUGCAGAAGUAUCACCCGUGCUUCUGGGAGGAUGGCAUAUGGAAGUGUUGCCAGCAGGAGAUGAAGCAGGCAAUGGGCUGCAGGGUGCUGGAGACCAAAAAUGGAGGGUUUCUCAAAAGGGGUUCGAAGAAUCGUGAUUCCAGGAAGCCUCUCCCACCAACACCAGAGGAGGAAAAGCCGCCCAGGCCCCUGCCCCCCCAGCCACCCAUGCUCACCCCGGACUUCAGUGUGGGCAUGACUGUUGUAGCUGAAUAUGAAUAUGCACCUAUGACUGCCCAUGACUUGGAGCUGAGAAAGGAUGAGGAGUACACACUCUUAGAAAUCAAUGAUCCCAAUUGGUUUAAAGCUAGAGAUACAUAUGGAAAUGAAGGCUAUAUCCCAAGUAACUACAUCGCUCAGGCCUUAAAUGGAUUGGAGAAAUAUGAUUGGUACUGCAAGAACAUCAACCGCAGCCAGGCAGAGAAUUUACUUAAAACAGAGAAUAAAGAUGGAGGUUUUUUGGUGAGAGACUCUGGCAAAUUCACUGGAAAAUACACUGUCUCUGUGUUCACCAAGGCUGGUGGGGAGACUGCUGGCAGCUGCAGACACUACAACAUAUGCAUCACCGCAGAUGGCCAGUUCUAUUUAGCAGAGAAGCACAACUUCAGCAGUAUCCCAGAACUUAUUAAUUACCAUCAGCAUAAUGCAGCAGGUCUGGUGAGCAGACUAAAAUACAUUGUGUCAGAUCGGGCUCGGAAUGCUCCCUGCACGGCUGGUCUGGGUUAUGGAAGUUGGGAGAUCGAUCCUCGUCAGCUUACAUUUAUCAGAGAACUUGGCAAUGGUCAGUUUGGAGUGGUAAAGUAUGGGAAAUGGCAAGGCCGUCAUGACGUGGCCAUCAAAAUGGUUAAAGAGGGCUCAAUGUCAGAGGAUGACUUCAUUGAAGAAGCCAAGGUCAUGAUGAAACUGUGUCACGGGAACCUGGUGCAGCUCUAUGGCGUCUGCACAAAACAAAGGCCCAUCUACAUAGUCACAGAAUAUCUCGCCAAUGGAUGUCUGCUGAAUUACUUACGGGAUGUUCUGCAGCACCCAUCAAGUAUUCUGCUCCUUGAGAUGUGUAAAGAUGUCAGCGAGGGCAUGUCCUACUUAGAGGCCAAUCAGUAUAUCCACAGAGACCUGGCUGCCAGGAACUGUUUAGUAGACUCAAAUGGAACUAUUAAAGUGACUGAUUUUGGAUUGUCCAGGUAUGUUCUGGAUGAUGAAUACACCAGCUCCGUAGGUUCAAAGUUUCCAGUGCGCUGGUCGCCUCCUGAAGUCCUCCUUUACUGCAAGUUCAGCAGCAAGUCAGAUAUCUGGGCAUUUGGUGUUUUAAUGUGGGAGGUGUACACUUUGGGCAGAAUGCCAUACGAUCGGUGGAACAACACAGAGAUAGUAGAGAAAAUUACUGCAGGUCAUCGGCUUUACCGCCCACAAUUGGCCAAUGACAAAGUUUAUGCCAUUAUGAACAUUUGUUGGCAUGAGAGACCAGAUGAGCGGCCCACAUUCAGCGAUCUUGUCAUGACCAUUAAGGAUUUGCUUUUCAAUAUGCAAUAAAAUACACAUAACUACUGAGCACCCUUGGACAUUAAGGAUUCAGUCCAUCAUAUGCAAUCAUGUGUAUGGAAUAGCAAGAAUCAUCAUUUUUGUCAGUCUUGAAUAACCUCCUUAAUUUCUUUAAUCUAAGGAACCCAGUAAUGUGAAUUCAGAGUAAGACACUUCUUGGAUGAAUUAGUAUGAGUUCAAAAUGUUACAAGAAAAAAAAGGAGAUUGGAAUGUGAUUUCUCAUGUAACGUUGCAGUCUUUCCUUACAUUUUACUCAAAGCUUUGGCAUAUUAUGAAAUUCCUAAGUUUCAUAUCUAAAUCAAAAGCUACUCUUUAAUAUUUUUUUACAAUUAUUAAUAAUAACCAGCAGCAACAACAAUGCAAAUAAAAAUUCAUGACUGUAAUGUACAAGUACAUAUAAAUAAUGACUGUAUUGAUUUUUAUUGAUUUGGCUGUGUAUGUAUAUAAAUAAGUCAACUUUAGUAAAACAAAGUACGAUCUAGAAGAAUUCUUCCAGUCUUGAUGUGUAAAUAUAUAUUUUUUUCACCUUCUCUUCUGUGGUUGAAAUCUGAUGGCUAUUUAAUGAAAGACUACACUUUGUCUUUUUCAUCUGGCUGUUUAUUGAAUAAAAUAAGAACAGUUUCCAAUA
Molecule: messenger RNA, 2601 nt
Organism: Cyprinus carpio (common carp)
Lineage: Eukaryota; Metazoa; Chordata; Actinopteri; Cypriniformes; Cyprinidae
Product: Bruton agammaglobulinemia tyrosine kinase
Exons: 18
Coding region: 45-1964 (639 amino acids)
Biological process (GO): T cell receptor signaling pathway; peptidyl-tyrosine autophosphorylation; B cell receptor signaling pathway
Molecular function (GO): protein binding; ATP binding; non-membrane spanning protein tyrosine kinase activity
Source: RefSeq, a predicted model, not a curated record